This is a messenger RNA of Vicugna pacos (alpaca), 2162 nucleotides long. The record is from RefSeq and is a predicted model, not a curated record. NCBI's taxonomy places the organism in Eukaryota, Metazoa, Chordata, Mammalia, Artiodactyla, Camelidae.
GGAAAGCCCCCCAGGUCACCUAAGGAAGGGGCCGGUUGCCAGGAACCAAACCAGGUGAUCUGAGGGUUGUAACUUUCAGUCCCACCCCCAGGUCUCCAGUGGCCAAUGACUUAAUUACUAUGACUAUAUAAUGAAGCCUCCAUUAAAAACCCAAAAGCACAGGGUUCAGAAAGCUGGGUUGGUGAACACAUGGAGGUUUGGGGAACGUGGUGCAUCCAGAAAGGGCAUUGAAGCUCUGAGCCCCUUCCCCAUAACUUGCCCGAUGACCCUUUCCAUCUGGCUGUUCUUGAGUUACAUCCUGUUAUAAAAAACCGGUAUUCUAGCAAAUAAACUGUUUUUCUGUGUUCUACGAGCUGCUGUAGUAAAUUAAUCAAACCCAAGGAGGGGACUGUGGGAACCUCUGAUCUCCAGCUGGUUGGUCAGACACACAGGUGACAAUCCGGACUUGUGAUGGGCGUCUGAAGCGCGGCAGGUGCAGUCUGGGACAGAGCCAUCCACCUGUGUAUCUCCAGGUAGCUAGUGUCAGACUUGAGUUGCACUGUAGGACACCCAGCUGGUGUCGGAGAAUUGCUUGGUGGUGACAGAAGUAACAACGGGGAUGAACCUCGAAAACAUGACACAAGUGAAAGAAGCCAGACACAAAGACAGGGUUUGUGAUUCUAUCUAGACGAAGUUCUGGCAGAGACGGAAGUAAUCUGUGAUGGAAAAAAAAAAAAUUGGAGCAUAAGUUCCUUUUGGACGGUGGAGAUGGAGAUUGACCAGGAAGGGGCCCGAGAGAGAACCUUGUGGAGGGACGGGAACGUUUUGUGGCCAGAAGUUGAUUUACACAGGAUGUGGUCCAGCCUGAACGAGUGGCUGUGGCAGGACAGGUUCUGGCUGCCAGCCAACAACUCAUGGGCUGACCUAGAGGACCGAGAUGGCUUGGUCUACCCCCACCCCCGGGACAUGCUGAUGGCCCUGCCCCUGGCGCUGGUGCUGCUGGCCGUGCGCUUUACCUUUGAGAGGUUCGUCGGCCUGCCCCUGAGCCGGUGGCUGGGGCUGCGCAGUCAGACCAGGAGGCUGGUGAAGCCCAUUGCCGCUCUGGAGAAGCACUUCCUGACGGAAGGGCAGAGGCCCACGGAGCCCCAGAUGACCCUCCUGGCCGCCCAGUGCGGCCUCACGCUGCGGCAGACCCAACACUGGUUCCGGAGACGCCGGGACCAGGACCGGCCCUGCCUGAGCAAGAAGUUCUGUGAGGCCAGUUGGAGGUUCGUCUUCUACCUGUGCUCCUUCAUCGGUGGACUCUUGGUCCUGUACCACGAGUCGUGGCUGUGGACGCCGGUGAUGUGCUGGGACAAUUACCCAAAGCAGACCCUGAAGCUGGCCCUGUACCACUGGUACCUCAUGGAGCUGAGUUUCUACAUCUCCCUGCUGAUCACGCUGCCCUUCGACAUCAAGCGCAAGGAUUUCAAGGAGCAGGUGGUGCAUCACUUCAUAACCAUCACCCUGAUCGUCUUCUCCUACAGCGCGAACCUGCUGCGCAUUGGCUCUCUGGUGCUGCUGCUGCAUGACUCCUCCGACUUCCUGCUGGAGGCCUGUAAGUUGUUCAACUACACGCACUGGCGGCGCACUUGCGACACUCUCUUCAUCAUCUUCUCCUUGGUCUUCUUCUACACUCGCCUUGUGCUCUUCCCCACGGAGAUCAUCUACACCACGUACUACGAAUCCAUUGCCAACCUGGAACCCUUCUUCAGCUACUACUUCUUCAACACACUUCUGAUGCUGCUGCAGCUGCUGCACGUGUUCUGGUCUUGUCUCAUCCUUCGCAUGAUCUACAGCUUUAUGAAGAAAGGCCAGAUGGAGAAGGAUAUUCGCAGUGACGUGGAGGAUUCGGAUUCAAGCGACGGGGAGGCCGCCCCAGAGGUUCCGCGGCUGAAGAAUGGGGCAGCUCAUCAGCCUGGAGUGGCCCCCACCGAUGGCCCUCGGAUCCGGGCAGCUGGGCGGGUGGCCAAUGGGCACACACGAGCCACAUAGAUGGCCAAGGACUGGCCGCGAGGGGCUGCCCCAGCACCCGGCAGCUUGGAUUUGUGGGGUGGCUGGACCAGCAACCCUGGGGCCAGCUGUGUGGAGACAGGGAGGGCCCUGCCCUCAGGUGGCGGGGAGGGCUGAUGAUCUGUCUCCAG